Messenger RNA from Myripristis murdjan (pinecone soldierfish), 2256 nucleotides. It is a transcript of the gene pax1b, whose product is annotated as paired box 1b. The transcript has 5 exons. The coding region runs from base 67 to 1110 and encodes 347 amino acids. The record is from RefSeq and is a predicted model, not a curated record. Gene Ontology annotation, molecular function: DNA-binding transcription factor activity, RNA polymerase II-specific; RNA polymerase II cis-regulatory region sequence-specific DNA binding. Lineage: Eukaryota; Metazoa; Chordata; Actinopteri; Holocentriformes; Holocentridae. Gene Ontology annotation, biological process: regulation of transcription by RNA polymerase II; anatomical structure development.
AGGUCGGACAGCGGAGCGGCAUGCUGCGGCUCUGACACGCAGGCUGAUGCAGAAACCGGUGAGCCAAUGGAGCAGAACUACGGGGAGGUGAACCAGCUCGGCGGGGUGUUUGUGAACGGCCGUCCGCUGCCCAACCCGGUCCGGAUCCGGAUCGUGGAGCUGGCGCAGCUCGGCAUCCGGCCCUGCGACAUCAGCCGGCAGCUGCGCGUCUCCCACGGCUGCGUCAGCAAGAUCCUGGCCCGCUACAACGAGACGGGCUCCAUCCUGCCCGGGGCCAUCGGCGGCAGCAAGCCGCGGGUCACCACGCCCAACGUGGUGCGGAGCAUCCGGGACUACAAGCAGGGAGACCCGGGCAUUUUCGCCUGGGAGAUCCGGGACAGGCUGCUGUCGGACGGCGUGUGCGACAAGUACAACGUCCCGUCCGUCAGCUCCAUCAGCCGCAUUUUGAGGAAUAAAAUCGGAGGCGUUUCGCAGCCGAGCCAGUAUGAGAACAGCAAGCCGGCCCCGCCUCAGCUGCCCUACGGCCCGCUGUACCCCUACUCCUACCCGGGGCCCGUUUCCCCCACUGGGACCAAGACCGGCAGCGGCCACGGAGGCCACGCCGGGCACGUCGGCCUGCCGCGGGCCUGGCCCUCCGUCCACACGGUCAGCAACAUCCUGGGCAUCCGGGCCUUCAUGGACCCUGCAGCUCUGACUGGAUCGGACGGCUACGCAGCCAAAAUGGAGGACUGGACCAGUAUGACCAGUAUGAACAACAGGCCGUUUCCCUCUGGAGGCCCGGAGAAAACCAGCAUCGAGCCUGACCUCAAACACUCACAGUCCUCCAGCUACGUGUCGGCCUGUGCGUAUUCUCCUCCCAGUCAGUACGGACUUUACGGGCCUGCAGGAAACUACAUGAGCGCUGGGCACCACUGGCAGUCCCAGUCUGCCUGCCUGACGCCCAGUUUGACGCCCAGUUUGACGCCCGGCCUGACACCCAGCACACCCGUACAGGGCACAGACUUCCACGCUGCCAUGUCAUUCAAACACUCACACAGAGAGGGAGACAGAAAACCUCCCAGUCCACUGAGCAAGCAGCUGGAAGCUCACGGUUUGUCUUCAGCCUCCUGACCAGAUCAAACUCAGACGGACGAUAUCGUGACGCUGAUUUGUGUUUUUUAUUCCCGAGGAGAUUCACAACUGACCAAAUUCUCUACCGUCCACUUUUGACUACAGCUGGAGGAUUACAGGGACACCCUUCCCAACCCCAAUACUACAUUUCCCAGGAAGCCUUGCGACAACGUCCAUGGGAAAGACAAGGACUUUUGUCAUCUGUCUUUUCCAUCAAAGACAGACGGAUGUACCAAAAAAACAAAUUCCCUGCUUGUUAAUCUCACAUGAACACCAUUCAAAGUCAAAUAUGAACUUGGAAAAUCAGAAAAAAAAACAGGCAACCGAGGUAUGAAGUUGUGAUAAUCUUUAAGUUUUUAGAAAAUGGUGGAAAAACAAGUUUUGUGUCAGUCAGCAGCAAUAAAACACACCCAGCCUCAUCACGCAUCUGUUGUUAGCCGGCCUAGCGGUCACAGCUAACAUUAGUUUAAUAAAGAUUAAGUUCAGUCCGCUUGUUGAUCUACAGCUCAGCCAUGUUGGUUUGUUAUUUAUCCUCCAGGUUUUAUUUUCCGACAGAACUAGACAAUAAUUAGUUUAGGAGUCCUUGAUGAUUUUCGUCUUCUUCUACGAUUUUCUCCCCGUGUGAUCGCUGAACGCAAAAUGGCAGCUCUAGAGAGAAGAAGGCCUCACUGUUUGAUUGUGCGGUUCUGACAGCAAAACCUGACGUUUACUGUCCAUGUUUUAGACCCUGAAAUGUUUUCUGAUGUCAAAAAAAAAUAAAAAAACUGGAAACACUUGGACGUGACGUCACCUCGUCUGGCCAGAGGAAAACAGACGCCGAACCGCUGGAUGGAGACAGAAACACGACACCCAUCACCUGCAUUAUUAUUAUUCCUUUGUUUGUUUUUCUGAACAGUGUCCCAGUAUUUUAGGGCGGAUUUUUCCUUUAACAGCCACUGGGGUCAAUCAGGCCUCGUGGUUCUGAACUGAAAUCAUGUUUGCCGGCACCAAGCACAGUUUGAGCUCCAGCCAUUUUCCAUCCGUCCUCAUGAAAAGGAAAAUUUGAAUUGCAUUUGGAAUUGUGUAAUCUUGUAAAAAAAUAUAUAUAUUGGCAAAGCUGUAACUCUAUUUUUCUAUAACUGUGCUUAAUAAAGGCAUGCAAAAUAA